Messenger RNA from Colias croceus (clouded yellow), 2854 nucleotides. RefSeq names its product protein dead ringer (gene retn). Gene Ontology annotation, molecular function: DNA binding. Gene Ontology annotation, cellular component: nucleus. The record is from RefSeq and is a predicted model, not a curated record. Gene Ontology annotation, biological process: regulation of transcription by RNA polymerase II. NCBI's taxonomy places the organism in Eukaryota, Metazoa, Arthropoda, Insecta, Lepidoptera, Pieridae.
GCCCGAGCCGCUCGUGUGCCCGUGCCGUUCCGUACUGCGUGCAUGUGCCGCCCGUGAGUGCAUCCACGUGCCGUUGUGGCGUGUUGUCAAUCCGUGCCCCUUAAACCGCCAAAAUUCGGGUGAAGAACCGUGAACCGGUGCCGGCGUAUGCCAUGGCCGACGCCGACCGCGAUUCAGAUCUUGGUGACGACAGCCCCGUGUCAGCCAGAUCCGAAGGCGAGUCAUCCGGAGAGCAGUCCUGCGAGAGCUCCGACGAGGGUGUAGGCCGUGACGUCAGCAUACAGCACCAGCCUAUGCCGCACCACAACCUGACCCACCACGCCGCCAUGAACCACCAACAGAUGAAUCAGCUCAACCACCCCCACCAGAGGAACUCGCCGAGACCUCUGGAGAGGGAGAUUAAGGUCCGCGACGACUUCGAGUCACUGAAGACGUCUCUCCACCCGCACCUCUCUUCGCUAGCGUCUCUGGCCCAGGGUGCUCCUCUAUCUACCCCGAACAGCGUGUUCGCGCUGGCGGGCGGAGGCCCGGGCUUCCCGUACGCGCCGCCAGCGUUCCUCGCGCCGGCGCCUCCGCCCCCAGCCCAGCCGGCGGGGUCUGCGUCGUCGUCUUCCUCUGAAGGGAGUGCCGCUGGAUGGAGCUUUGAGGAACAGUACAAGCAGGUCCGUCAGUUGUAUGAAAUCAGCGACGACCCCCAGAGGAAGGAGUUUCUCGACGAUUUGUUUUCGUUCAUGCAGAAGAGAGGAACCCCAAUAAACCGGCUGCCCAUAAUGGCCAAGUCAGUGCUGGACCUGUACGAGCUGUACAACCUGGUGAUAGCGCGCGGCGGCCUGGUGGAGGUGAUCAACAAGAAGCUCUGGCAGGAGAUCAUCAAGGGGCUGCGGCUGCCGUCGUCCAUCACCUCCGCGGCGUUCACUUUACGGACACAAUACAUGAAGUACCUAUAUGACUACGAAUGCGAGAAGAAGAACCUGUCAACCAGGAGCGAGUUGGACGCGGCCAUAGAGGGCAACAAGCGGGAGGGCCGCCGCGCCUCCGGGCAGUAUGACGCCCAGGCGGCAUUGUCUAUGCCGUCGCUAAACCGCGGGGUACCGGCCUCCCUCGCGCAGCUAUCCCACAUGCAGCCGCUGUCGCUGUCGCUGGGCGGCGUGCCGCGCCUGCCGCCGCUGCCGCACGCGCCGCACGUGCAGCACGACAUCGAGUACCGCGUGCGCGAGUACAUGAAGAUGAUACAGCAGCAGCGGGAGCUCAUACGCAAUGGUUCCGAGUCUCCCCCCGGCGCCCCGAUGGUGUCUCCCCGCGACGCGGCGCUGUCCGCCAUCGACGUGUCGCGUCUGACACUUUGGUCUCUCUACAAUAAUAACAACAACAGCCCGCAGCCAGACCUUGAACCUCAACGAGAGGCGCUGAACCUGAGCGAGAGCCCGAACUCGACUAACGGCGUGAAGCGCGAGGCGUGCCGCUCGCCCCCCCCCGCCGGCCAAGCGCCGCACCCCGCGCCCCCCCUCCCCGCGCUCGCCCCGCUCCGCGCACGGCCACUCCCCCCGCGCCCCGCACUCGCCCUCGCCCCGCUCGCCCGCUCCCCGCGCUCGCCCCGCUCCCCGCGCUCGCCCGCGCGCGAAGACAAGCACGCACACCUCAAUGGAGCUGCGAAUGGUGUGAGCGGCGCUGCUUUUAAGAUCUCUACGAGAGGUGACGCAAGCACGGGCGACCAGAAACUGGUGGUAUCCAUAGAGCUCAACGGUGUCACAUACGAAGGAGUACUAUUCCCAUCACAAAACGGAAACGGCCAGAGCAACCAUCGGCAAAUGGUCUCUUAAACAUACCAGACAAAGUUUUACGAAAUAGGACACGCUAUUUUACGCUUUACGUCCCAUAGCACUAGAUACAAUAUCGCUGUGGCAUAACCAUACCUCUUUACAUCCACUAUUUAGGAUAAUCCCAGUAAGAUCUUUGAAUUGUUAGGGAAUCACCUCCAUGUAAUCCCGCAGGCGACUGCUAUCUCACACGUUCUAGAAGAAUCCCGAAAAAUAACCGAGUAGAGGGAGAAAGACGGUAAAUUUUGAGAUAAUUCGUUUGCAGAUUACAUAGUUACUACAAAUUGCACUUACGAUCUCCGUGCACGGUUUCACAUAGAUAUUCAGUCUUAUAUUAUCUGUAAUAUGCGUUGAAAUAGUAUUAGUUAAGGUUAGGUUGUCUACGGUAACAUAACCUAACCUAUUAGGACUUUAAAUACUUACUAUAGUGUUAGCAUUACUAGGUUUGUGUUUGGGACUAAAAGCGUCAGUGAAACUCAAUAGUUUGAGUAGAAUUAUAUUUUACAAAACAAGGAUUUGUUUGCAUAUUUAUAGUGUGCUUAAUAUAGUUGUCACUGCCCAGAUGUCACCUGUAGAAAAUCAUUUGAUUCAUUGUGUUUGUUUCGAAACUUUUCGCGGUUGAAAAUGACAAUUGUAAAUAGCCAGUUGUGUUGUUUAUGUUAUGUCCGAUGAGUGUACGAUGUGCUCGGUUUUUAUAUGUUUUUAUGUAAAUUUUUGUAAAUAUUGUCGUGUAAAGUUGAGUAGUCGGAUUUUCUACACCGCAUUGUAUGUUUGUGAUUGUUAGGUAUGAUAGGUGUACAUUUCGAAUAUUAUUGAUAUCAGUAUUGUGUUAGUUAAUAAUUAUUUAUAAAUUAUGAUUGAAUUUUUCUGUUCGCUGUGGAACUAUCAAAUUCUUUAAAACAAUUUUUAUAUUUAUUCAGAUAUAGCAAUUGUUUUUGGGGAUUUGUUAUUUGGAUUUAUAACAGUAUGAGUAAUAGUAACAGAAAGUUUGUAUCAUUAAGAUAGUGAAAAUAAAGAAAAUCUAUAAAAAAGUUUUA